Monosiga brevicollis MX1 is the source of this 803-nucleotide messenger RNA. RefSeq lists its product as uncharacterized. The record is from RefSeq and is a predicted model, not a curated record. The transcript has 4 exons. Lineage: Eukaryota; Choanoflagellata; Craspedida; Salpingoecidae. Gene Ontology annotation, cellular component: nucleus; cytoplasm. Gene Ontology annotation, biological process: snRNA import into nucleus. The annotation marks the transcript as partial.
AUGUCCACACCGAGCGACGGCCGAUCUGCCGAGGCCAUGUCGGCUGGCGAGGCUAGCCACUUGGCCCGCUUCAAGGCCCGCAGCCGCGGCGUGAUGGAUCAAGAAGCUCGGCGUCGCAUCGCUCUUGAGCGACAGAAAAAAGAUCGCACCUCGCGAAUGAACGUCCGACGGCUUUUGACCGAAGAGGCAAAUGCCGAGCCGCUGGAUGAAGCCGCUGGCGCUGGCAAGGGUCAGUCCUCGUCCAUGCCAGAGCGCGUGGCUGGCCUUCGAGUGCUGACAUGCUCCAUGACGCCAGAGCCUUCCGAAGCUGCCUUGACGCCUUGCCUUCGGGAAAUCCAGGAAAUCGGCGCCGUGGCGGUGGGUGAUGCAGCUCAUGGCCAACAGCGUCGUUCAGUUAUGCUGCUCAUUUUGCUGGUCCGUCCAGAGUUUACGCUCCUCGAUGCCGUUUAUGUCGAAUCCCAACAUGCAUACUACAUUCUGGACGCCUUGCAAUGGAAAGAGAUGCCGCUGAUCGAGACUGAUUUUGCGUGUCGGACCUUCUGGCUUCAAAGCCGUUUCCUGGAGCUGCAGGUUCGUCCAACUGUUGGAAAGUUCAUUCUAAUUACCGCGAUUUCCCAGCUGAUGACCAUCGCGUUCGUUGCACUUGGUCACAGGCGCUCCCGCCAGACUAUGUUCAAGCCACACGAGCGCCGGCACUGCACUUACUGCCGCGUCUUGAGGCGAGUGAAGCAACCUUGGCCGCUGAGCGGCAAAAUUCCACACGAACCUGGCCAGUUGCAGCUUUCUUACUCUUUCACAACGAG